AUGUACUGAUCUUGAAGUCAAUAAAGUGACAGGAGACACGAAGUUGUCAAAGUUUCGCGAAAGUUUUACAGGAGUGUUUUAACUGAAUUUUAGCAAUAAUUAAAUACCUUAUUUGACUGUAAAAAUAGAAAUGAAGGUGUUAAGUGUUGUGGCCGUGCUUUUGGUCACAAUUACUGUGUUUAGUGAAGGUAAAAGGCACGAUGAAUACAAAUUGGAGAAGAAAUCUUCCAUCCACAUGAACGUGAAGAAACCACAUCAUUCUCAUCACAAAAUGCAUAAGGACAGACUGCGCGGAUCACAUCUCGAUAUGAAAGAGGGUGGUGUUACAUCUAUGUUUGAUCACAAGUGGAUGAAGCCACCUAAAAAUACAGAAUGUAAACUGAAAUGUGGGCACAAGGAAUUCUGUAUCUCCAAUCCUGGUACUGGGGAGGAGAAAUGUAUCAGCAAGAGAAAUUUCAAGGAAAGUCGACGUCUGUUCCGCUCCUUCCACAAGGAAAAGGAUGUGCUGAAGAAUGACAGAAAGAAUGACAGAAAAAGUGACUUUCUGGAUAAAGAACUUGGUAGGGCAGAAGAGAUGAAGGAUGUAUAUGAUCUCAUCCAUGACUACAACAAAAAACGAGCAGACAAGAAGAAAAUCCACAUUAAGACUGUCAAGGAUCUGGACAUGGAGAAAUUUGCUAAUGAAGCUGUCGCAAACACUGCACAAGAAUGUCGCCCCACUGAACUGUAUGAAUUGAGGAAGCGUAUGGUUGGAUGGUUUGUUCUGAUGCACACGGAGAGUCGGCGAGAACAUCACAAGAUGAAGCAUAAGAAACACGGCAGGAAGCAUCACAAAAAACACCACUUCAUGUUCAUGGACAAGGAUUAUGGGCUUGACAUGAAGAAGAGCGACUUGAAGAAAAGUCUGAGGGGAAAGCGAGCUGUCGUUGAUAUGGUCAGUACGGAAUCACACAAACAUUGCAAGUGUUCCAAGUCUGCCAUGUGGGAGUUCAGGAAACAGGACAAAGAUAGGAACAGGAUCCUCGGUGAGAAGGAAAUGGAGAUGAUGUCAGCAAACAGACGAGAGCCUUGCAUGAAGCCAUUGUUCAAGUCAUGUGACACAGACAAGGAUGGCGCCCUCACACAUGGAGAAUGGUGCUGCUGUAUGGCAUACACAAUUCCCCCAUGCUUGGAGAAGAAACGCCUCACAGAUCCUAAGGUUUGGGUUCCACGCUGUGAUAAAGAAGGUUAUUAUGAGCGUGAGCAAUGCCAUGACAACUCUGGUUACUGCUGGUGUGUUGAUAUCAACGGAAAUGAAAUUGUUGGCACCAAGAAGUUGGGAGGUGGCCAUUGUGGCCAGUAUGAUCCAAAUGGUCACAAGGAUGUCAAGAAGCUGUAAAGAUGUGCGAGACAACAACAACAAAUUUAAUGAUCUUAAAAUGUCAACUUUUGUAGCAUGAAAACAAACAUAAAAGCAAUUUAAUAUUUGUAACAUGGUGACAUAUUUAUUAACAGCAUUCCAACAGAUCUCUGUGUAACAUUGUAUCAGAUCUCUAUGUAACACCAUAUCAAAAUUGUAACAGAUCAAUGUGUAACAUCAUGUCAGUAUUUUAACACAUCUGUGUAACAUCAUAGUAGAUCUAUGUGUAACAUCAUAUCAAAAUUGUAACAGAUCUGUAUGUAACACCAUACAAGGUCUCUGAGUAACAUUGUAACAGAUCUAUGUUUAACAUUGUAACUUGUCUAUAUGUAACAUCAUGCCAGCAUUGUAACAGAUCUCUGUGUAACAUCGAACAAACAUUUUUGUAACAUUUGAACAGGUCUAUGUCUGACUUCAUAACAAAUUUAUGUUUAACAUCAUAACAGGUCGGUGCUGUGUGUAACAUCAGUUCUGAUUAGAUACAUGUUAAAACUUAGAACAGAUAUAUUUAUGUAUAUAUUGAGCUUUUCAUGAAAUUUAUUAAAUCGGUCAUUUUUCCAAAAGAUAUUAAUGCUCAUUUUUAUAGGUUUUUUUAAAAAUAUUUUUAAAGCUGUUUUUUAGGUAAAUUUGUUUUGAAAAAGGUAUUUCAGUAAAGAAAUAUUUAAAUAUUUUUUCAGUAUAUUAGAUAACCCAUUUUGUUUUAAUACUUAAAAAUCUAAUAAAUUGGUGAUAAAAGGAUUUAAAAUAGAAUUAUUUUUUUGUAUUUUCAUACAGAUAUAUGUAUCAGCAUUACAUCAAGUAUUUUGUCUUAGCUUCAUAAUACCAUGUAGCUGCUUGCCGUAAAUAUAGCAUUUUGUUAAAUACAACUUAUAACUACUGUAUAAUACAUUCCAAUAUACAAAAUUUUACAUCCUGAUUUAGUGUAAUAGGCACAUGGGAAGAGAUUUUUAAUUGAAUUUUUUGGAAUUUUCCUAAAAAAUAUAUAUGAUGCAUUAAAUACUUAACAUACAAUGUAAUUUUGAACCCAAGUGAAAAUAAUGAAUAUCAAGUUCAAUUUAUCAUGUGGUCAAGUGAUCAAAUGUAGAUAGAAAUACAGCAGCUAUUGUACAUGUGUUAGUUUUGUAUUUUAUGGUGGCAGGAAAUAUUCCUACAACGAAGUGCUGUAAAUUGUUAUAUCUUUCAUGUUAGUUUUUGAGAUAGUUUAAUUCAGCUUACACUUAUGUGCAACAGUUAUUAAAUAUAUUGUUUUUAUCACUAAAUACUGAUGAAAUCUGGUAUUGAUGCAAUUGGAUUAAAUCAGAUACAAGUAUAAGCAAAAAAAUCCUGUAAAGUUCUGUAUUCAUGAUGAUGCAGAAGAGUUACCUUUGAUGGAAAAGAUCUACAAAUUCAGUAGUGAAUAAAGAAUACACCGUUAUAUAAUUGGGUGACUGAUAUAUUGUCACAAAGGUCUCUGCUACUUAACUUCAAUAAUGUCUAACCAAUUUACAAUGGUUUAUUUUAGUAAAGAGUGCCAACUUGUUAACAACGUUUUGAAGUCCAUUGUCCAAAUAAUGUUGAACCUUUCAGAAAUCUUAAAGAGUGUACGUAGAGUAAUGUUGAAUUGUCAUUUUGAUAAAAGACUUCAUCACGAUGGUGUUAAACUCAACGUAGUGUCGAAUUAAAAAAGCAAUGGAAAUUUGUUAUUAUUUGAAAAAAGAGUGUGUGCCUUUUUGUAACAGUAUGUGCCAAUAUAUAUAUGUAUAAUACUUAGAGCAAUUAGACAGCUGGUUUUAUCAUUUUUACUUUAAUGAUUUUUUAAAAGUUUUUCUUUGAAUUGUGACAGUUUUUACUAGACGUUUGUCUGGCUCUCCCUUCAUUUUGUAUGCUUUAUGCUUUUUAAUCAGAAGAUCAAAAAAUUUUCCUCCCUGACUGAGUACAUGAUCGAGGGCUUCGUGUUAAACAUUUAUAUCGCCUUUAUUUUAUAUGAACAAAAACAUCUUCUCACUAAGCUUGAAUUUUAUGUAAAGAUUAGUUAGAGCUAAAGAUGGUGGUAACAUGUUACAGAAAUUUUACAAAGAAACAUUACUUGAAUUAUGUGCCAUGUCUGCUGCUACUGUAAAGAAAAAGAAAUUAUAUAUACAUUUAAAGAAAAAAUGAUUGUCCCCAGUUUCUGACCAAAUGAUUGCCCCUUUAACAUUCUAAUCAGUUUCUGACCAUUACAUUGUAUUCUAACCUCUUCAAAUGAAUCUCACUGCCUUUCAAGGUAAAUGCUUAUAAAAAUAAGAACAGUUUUAAUGAUUUAUGUGUCUAAUACUCUAAUUUGGAGCAUAAUAUAGAGACAUGCUGGCCUGUAACUAGCAUAACAACAAAUUCACAGCUAGCUUAAAAAAAGCUUCAUAACUAGCGUAACAAAAGUUCGAACUUUGCAAUGGAGACUUCAUUAUUUUCCAGCUUGAAUUUCAGCUCACUUACUUGUGAUACGAACUUUGAGAUGAUUGUAGAAAAUUUUAUUUAUAAAUAAACAUUCCUAAGCUCAUGUUUUUACUCGUAUAUUGUAAGCAGAUUUUUGUUAGAAACCCCAUAGUUUGAUAACAUGAAACAGAAAAAUAAAGCAUCAUUCACUUA
This is a messenger RNA of Mercenaria mercenaria, 4003 nucleotides long. RefSeq lists its product as uncharacterized. Lineage: Eukaryota; Metazoa; Mollusca; Bivalvia; Venerida; Veneridae. Gene Ontology annotation, biological process: establishment of protein localization to extracellular region. The coding region runs from base 131 to 1378 and encodes 415 amino acids. The transcript is spliced from 10 exons. The record is from RefSeq and is a predicted model, not a curated record. Gene Ontology annotation, molecular function: calcium ion binding.